Messenger RNA from Penicilliopsis zonata CBS 506.65, 447 nucleotides. RefSeq lists its product as hypothetical. The record is from RefSeq and is a predicted model, not a curated record. The transcript is spliced from 2 exons. Lineage: Eukaryota; Fungi; Ascomycota; Eurotiomycetes; Eurotiales; Aspergillaceae. The annotation marks the transcript as partial.
ACUAGGGAGGCGGUCGAGCAGGCUCUUAAAGACAAUGACAUUCAAUCAGUCUUCUUCCUAACCCUAAUCGACCAGGACAAAACGUCGGAUCUUGCCGACCUGGCUGCUGCCUUCAAUGCCACUGUCUACUACUGGUCCACUAGAACUGAAGCGACUGUUCAGCAGAAAGUCAAAGAAGGAGCGCUUCCAGACGAUACAUCAUUGGAGUCUGCCUUGACGCGCAAUACCUAUCGCACGAGGCUUUUCGAUGCCCAGUUCAAGUCUUCCCCAUGGCUGGCUGUAAACUCGGUCGGCUUCACGAGUAUUAGUUUCAAGGAUGAUGAAGAUUACUAUACCCUGAAAGCCUCUGCCAAAGAUGCCGUUCAGAAGAGCCUGACGAGUUCUACCCCACGUGAAGGAGUCUCGGAUAGACUGGAAACAGUCUCCAACGCCAUUGCGGAAAUCAUC